This is a messenger RNA of Glycine soja, 1527 nucleotides long. RefSeq names its product QWRF motif-containing protein 3-like. The transcript is spliced from 4 exons. Gene Ontology annotation, molecular function: microtubule binding. The record is from RefSeq and is a predicted model, not a curated record. Gene Ontology annotation, cellular component: cytoplasm; centrosome; nuclear microtubule. NCBI's taxonomy places the organism in Eukaryota, Viridiplantae, Streptophyta, Magnoliopsida, Fabales, Fabaceae. Gene Ontology annotation, biological process: centrosome cycle; spindle assembly. The coding region runs from base 157 to 1527 and encodes 456 amino acids.
UGCCGGCGCACAUGUCUGUAUUAAUUUUUUUUCCGCGCCAUUUUCAAUCGCUCGCUGUUACAGUGUUACGUUACAUUCACACAUCCUCUGUUCUCUGCUACCUCUGCAAACACUCUUCCUAGCCCCUGUUCUAUAAUCUUUCAUUGUUUUCUUUCCAUGAUGAGCGAUUCCAAUGAUUCUGUCUUCCCUUAUUCCCCGAAACCCAGAACCCGUCAAGUAGGUUCCCGGUUCAUGUCUCCAAAAUCGACCGGUUCGCCUGAACCCCGUUCAGCUUCUCCGCUUCCCCGGUUCCACCGGUCGGCAAAGCGAAACUCCGCCACUCUAGCGGAUCACAUUAGCAUCGAGAGGCUCAAAGAAAGGGAAGAAAAUCAUCAGAAUCAGAAUCAGACACCCACAAACAGAACAGCCUCUGUUUUCUCCGCUCUCACGAAACAGAGGAGCUACAGAGAGUUCAGAAACAACACCAAUGGCUCAGAAGAAAACGAUCAAGAUCAAGACGUUAUUGGUAGGUCCACAAGGAAUGGUUUCUCUACAAAAUUUUCCGCUUCGCCGGUGUUAAAGAAACCGGGUUCUCAUAUUGCUCCCGGAAGACUCUCUCUGGAUGAAAAUGCCCUUAAGAGAAACUUUCAUUGUUCUAAGAACUCAAUUGAUUCUGAAUCAGAUAAUACGAUUUUGGAUUCUGUUUCUCUGCAAAGAACAUUCUGUUCGAGGAAAUUGGGUAGGGAGGUUUCAUCUAAGUACAAGGCAACAAGUGGCAGAAAAGGAGAAGCUUCUGAUUCAGACCCUUUGUCUUCUGAUGAUUCAUGGAUGAUGAAGAAGUUUAUGACACAAAAAACGGUGAAGAGGGCUAAUUCGCUUAUUGGGUACAUGAGUUCAAAGUCUCAGUGGGCAUUGUCUCCUGGGAGAUCAGGAUCACCUUCUUUGUCUUUGGAAAGUAAGGAUAAGCCAUUGUCGUUUUCGAGCUUGAGGCCUCAACACAAGAGAGUGGAGAAGAUUCUGAGCAUGGGUUUUGAUCUCUUUAGGACUAAGAAACCUUCAACAAGCGAGGUGGUUCAGCAGUUGCGUCUGCUUCAUAACCGGUUGAUUCAAUGGCAAUUCACAAAUGCUAGAGCAAAUGCUGUGAAUCACACCAUGUCUCUUCAGGCUGAGAGCAAUUUGACAUAUGCUUUGGAUGGUCUAGCCAAGUUGCGGCAUUCAGUGAUGCAAAAGAAGAUAGAGCUUGAGAAAGAAAAGCUUGAGAUGAAGCUAAGUUUUGUACUGCAUUCUCAAAUGAAGCUGCUGGAAACGUGGGGAAGUAUGGAAAGGCAACAUAUAACUGCAAUUACCAUAAUGAAAGAGUGUUUGCAGUCUGUUGUAAGCAAAGUUCCUCUCUUCGAAGGUGCAAAAGUGGAUAUGCAAUUAGUGUCCAUUGCUCAGAGGCAUGCAUCUGAUCUAGCUGGUUCCAUCAAGUCAGUGUUAUGUACCUUUUCACCCUUGGUAUGUUUGUUAACACUGCAAUAUUCUUGUUAUUGUUUGGUGAGGACUUAA